Molecule: messenger RNA, 4347 nt
Organism: Oryza sativa Japonica Group (Japanese rice)
Lineage: Eukaryota; Viridiplantae; Streptophyta; Magnoliopsida; Poales; Poaceae
Source: RefSeq, a predicted model, not a curated record
UAAUCCUACGCUAUAGCCAGUGCAGCGAGUGAUCUCAUCUCAAACUCACCAUGGCCUCGCCGCCGCCGGAGCGGGCGCCGGCGGCGGAGGCUCGCCGGCGCAGGACGACGGUGUACCACGGCCACCGCCGACCGUCUCCGCACCGCCCCACCGUCCGAGGCGGCGUAUUCUCCGACCUCCGCGCCACCACCGCCGCCUCCUCCCAACCGAGGCCUCCCUCCUCCUCCUCCUCCUCCGCCCCAUUCCGCCUCGCCGACUGGGACCCCUCCUCCUCCUCCUCCUCCACGCCUUCUCCUUCCGCCACCGCGGCCGCCCGCCGCCUCUCCCCGCUCGCGCGGUUCCUCCUCGACGCGCUCCACCGCCACCAGCGCUGGGGCCCGCCCGUCGUCGCGGAACUCACCAAGCUCCGCCGCGUGGCCCCCGAGCUCGUCGCCGAGGUCCUCAGCGCUCGCCCGCCGCCGCCCCCGCCGCUCGCGCUCCCGUUCUUCCUGUGGGCGGGACGGCAGAAGGGCUUCCGCCACUGCUUCCCGGCGUUCCACGCGCUCGCCUCGCUCCUCUCCGCCGCUGGGCUCCCCGCCGCGGCCGACCAGCUUCCCGACCUCAUGCGAGCCCAUGGCAAGCCGGUCUCGCAUUCCCAGCUCAACCUCCUCGUCAGGCUCCACACCGGCGCGCGUCGCCCGCUCCGCGCGCUCCACGCCCUCCGCCGCUUCCGCCACGAGUUCUCCGUGCAGCCUGAGGUCCACGCCUGCAACCGCGUGCUGGGAGCGCUGGCUGCGGCUGGGCAUGUUGAUGAUACCCUCAAGCUGUUCGACGAAAUGUCGCACUGCAGUGUGCGGCCUAUGCCGGUGACAUUCGCGAUCAUGGUGCGUGCGCUGGCGCGGGCGGGGAUGACGGAUAAACUCCUGGAGAUGAUUGGGAGGAUGCGGGCUGAGGUGUGCAGACCGGAUGUGUUUGUGUACACCGCACUGGUGAAGACGAUGGUUCGCUGGGGGCAUAUGGAGGGUUGCAUCAGGGUUUGGGAGGAGAUAAGAAGGGAUCAUGUGGAUCCAGAUACAAUGGCUUACACCACAAUGAUAGCUGGGCUAUGCAAUGCGGGAAUGGUGGAGAAGGCAGAAGAAUUGUUUGGGGAGAUGAGGAGGAAGGGUUUGCUGGUGGACAGGAUGGUGUAUGCGUCUCUCAUUGAUGGGUAUGUCUCCACAGGAAGGGUCAGCGAUGGUUGUAGAGUGUUGAAAGAGAUGGUGGAUGCUGGUUACCGUGCAGACCUGGGGAUCUAUAACACACUGAUUGGCGGGCUAUGUGAGAUAGAGCGGGAGGAUAAAGCACACAAGAUGUUUCAGAUUGUCGUUCAGGAGGAUCUAAUACCAAGCUCCGAGACUGUUUCACCAUUGCUGGCUCGUUAUGCCGAUAAGGGCGAGAUGGUUAAGUUUUUUGGAUUGGUUGAUAAACUAGUGGAGCUAAGCUUGCCUAUAGUUGAAAUUUUAGUGGACUUCCUGAAGCUCUUUGCAUGCAAGAGUGGCAAUGAAUUGAAGGCUGUGGAAGUUUUUAAUGCUUUCAGAAGAAGGGGGCAUUAUAGUGUUGGCAUUUAUAACAUUCUCAUUGAGAAUCUGCUGAAGAUCAAGGAGAGGAAGAAAGCACUUGUGUUGUUCGAGGAAAUGCAAAGUUCAGAUGACUGCAAGCCGGACUCAUGUACAUAUAGCCAUAUGAUCCCAUGUUUUGUGGACGAAGGAAAUAUUGAAGAGGCUUGCUCGUGCUACAACUUGAUGAUGAAGGCAGUUUGGAUACCAAGCAUUUCAGCCUAUUGUGCUCUUGUGAAAGGGUUGUGCAAAAAAGGAGAGAUAAAUGCAGCUAUUUCACUUGUUAAGGAUUGUCUUGGGAAUGUGGAAAAUGGGCCAAUGGAAUUCAAGUACACCUUGACUAUUCUUGAAGCUUGCCAAUCAAAAAGCCCAGAGAAGGUCAUCAAAGUGGUGGACGAAAUGAUUGAGUUAGGUUAUUCCAUAGAAGAAAUUAUAUAUUCUGCUAUUAUUUAUGGUUUCUGCAAGUAUGCAAGUUCAACUGAGGCAAGAAAAGUACUAUCUACCAUGAGAGAUCGCAAUAUUAUUUCAGAAGCCAAUUAUAUUGUUUAUGAGGAUAUGUUGAAUGAGCAUUUGAAGAAUGUCACUGCAGAUUUGGUGAUAUCUGGAUUGAAAUUUUUGGAUCUUGAAUCUAAAUUAAAAUGGAGAAGCAGAGAUGAUUGAGAAAUCUUUGUACAGUUGCUACAUACUAGGUACAACCUGCUUCACUUCACUUGUGAUUUGUGCUAUUUAGAUAUUGUAUUAUGUGUUACCUCUUGUGAGUUGAACAUUGCAUUAUGUAAUAAAUAGUCCUAAACACUUCUAGGGAUCUCAUAACCUGGUUAUUCCAUGGUAUGUUUAGCUAGAGUUGAUAUCCAUGGGCCUCUGGUUUGUACCAAAUUAUGGAUAAUUCAUACUUCAUACUGAUCCUGAUCAUUUUUCUCAAGUAUUUUUUUUAAGAAAACACAAAUCUGGUAUUCCACCAAAAAAGUCAACAUGUGGGAGUGGACGUGGAUGAGUUUGGGAACCCUUGUUGUGCUUAUCCCUCCAUAGAUUUAUCAUGAGAAAAUUUAAUGAUACUGUAGUAUGUAGAACAUAAGUAUGUAUGUUACUUGACAGACAGUUAUUUGGAAAAUUCAUGCCUGCAUAAUGUUGUGUAAAUUCAUGCCUGCAUAAUGUUGUGGGCAUAUAGGAGAUAUUGAGUAACCAAUGAUGGUUCUCACAGACUCACACAGUCACACUAACGAAUGGGCCUGAUCACUUUACAUUAUUGGUGACAUUAUGCAGAGAAAGUAGGUAAAGGUAGAAGUAUACAAGUUCUCUAAUGAGCAACGACGGCACUACAGAUGAAUGAGCCUUACAGCAUAGGUGUUUUUUGUUUACACAAUUUGGAGGAACAAGCAGUGUAUACAACCAGUUCCUUCUGAGUUUGUAGUUUGAGCAGGCCAACUUGGUCUGAGGCAUGUUAGAACUUAGAAAGAUGUGAGUUGCAAGCUGAGAAAAUAUGAUUUGAGUACUGAUUAGCUAACCUCAAGCAGCUUGGUUCUUGCCCUCCCAUAUCAAGUCCCGAUGCUUAAUAAAAACAGAGUGCAUGGUUUCCUGCCGUUUAACAUUCAUUGUUUAUUUAUCUUCAAUUUACGAGCUGGUGUUGAGAGCCUGAACUAAUGGACUAAUUUUGUGAGUCAACUCUUCCAUGAUAUGUCCUCCGUUUUAGUAUUUAGGAUUCGACUGGACCAUUUAUGCAAACACACAACACUGACACCUAUGUCCCCAGUUGGCCAGUCACUUGGUUAAUGGUUACAUAAAUCCAUGCACACCCUUGCUUGUAGCUAAGUAUUAUUUCAUUUUACUUUUAAAUUCAAGAUUGCCAAUCUUUUGUGUAAUUGCUAAUAGCAGUACUGUAUUUUGACAUAGCAGAGAUAAUUAAAGCAAUUUUCAUCGUUUUGUUUUAUCAUGUCUCAAUAUUUUAUGCAUGUAUGGUAAAUGGUAAUGUGCCUUCAUCCCUGUAUCCUACUACAUAUGUUGUACCAUUAGCAAGUUAAAGAAACACGCACACCAAAAAAAAAAAACUGACUCGGUCCCUAUAUAUGGGCAAGUGGUACUCAAAUGAAGUAGUAUAUCAGUCCCAACUUCUUUCAGGACGGUAAUGAUAGCGUUUCAUUUUACUGGGGAGCUGAUUCUUAUCAGUGACAUGACACUGUUGAAUCUUUAAAGGGUGUGGAAUCUGGAUCGCUUCCUCUCUACAUUCCUUUAAGUAACUUGAUCAGGUUUCUUCUUCACAACCACCCCUGGAGAACUAGCUUCCUUAGAUGAGGUGAAAAAGCCAAUCCAGCCAACUGGUCGUACAAGUGAGAUCCAUCUGGUGCAGCCUGGAAGGUUGAUGGCUUGAUACAGAGAUGAUGAAAAGCAGCUUGAGGUUUUGAAUCUAUGCAAGUUUGUUCUUACUGUUCUGAUGGUACACCUUAUUUCAGAGACUACAGUCCGAAAUUUCUGAUUAUUUAGGCAGUUAGAAGUCCCGAGCAGCGGCAACCGGGUCUCGCCCAGCCUCCGCUCCCAAGCUUUGAGAUUUGAGAAUCCCGGGUAGGGGCAGUGGAAGCCGAGGGUGCCACCAUCCAUAAAUUUCUGUCUGUAAAUUAUCACACUUUUUAGGACUAAAACUUCGGUAUUGUGAAGGAAAACAAGAAAUGAUAUUUAUUUUAUGCCAUUCUUUAAAUUUUGGUAUCUAAUAUGAAGCUUAAAAAACACGUGCGUGAUGUAUUUUAAAUUGUAUAAUCUAUAUUAUCAUAUAUUGUUGUCA